Molecule: messenger RNA, 6567 nt
Organism: Phalacrocorax carbo (great cormorant)
Lineage: Eukaryota; Metazoa; Chordata; Aves; Suliformes; Phalacrocoracidae
Source: RefSeq, a predicted model, not a curated record
GGCGGCGGCGGCGGCAGCGGCGGGAGGGCGGGCGGGAGCGAGCGAGCGGAGAGGAGAGGAGGGCACGCCAGGCGCAGCGCGGCGGCAGCAACAGCGGCGGCGGCGGCAGGAGCGGCGGAGAGACGCCGGCGGCGGCUCCUCGGAAGCGGCAGCCGCGCCAGCAGCGCCCGCCCGCCCCGCUCGUCCCCUCCCUCCCCCGCUCCCCCCCUCCCUCCCUCCCCCGCCGCGGAGACAGGGGGCAGCGCCGAGAGGAGAAGCCGGGCUCAGCGUGUGUGCGCGGGAGGAGGAGGAGGAGGGGGGGACACACCGAGGACUGCGCCGGCCGAGGGCGCACGGAGCAGGGAAGCGGCGGCGGCACCGAGAGGCGGCGGCGGCGGGUCCUUGUGCCCGGGGAGGAGGGCGCAGCCCGCACGGGGGUUUCUACCGAGUUUCCUCUUUUUUUUCCGGUCCCUCGGACUCGGCGGCGGGUCUGCGUUUGUCUCCGGAUUUGAAUCCUCCUCCUUCUCCUCCUUCCUCGGGGAAGCUCCCCUCCCCGCCCCCUCCCCUCCCCCACCGCCUCCCUGCCCGCCCGGAUCCAGCCGGGCGCCCCGUGCCGCCGUCGCCUCGCUCGGCGGAGCUGCUGCGGGCGCUCGCCGUCUCUGCGCGGGCUUGGAAUAUGGUUGGGGAAAUGGAAACCAAGGAGAAGCCGAAGCCGAGCCCCGAUUACCUGAUGCAGCUGAUGAACGACAAGAAGCUGAUGAGCAGCCUCCCCAACUUCUGCGGGAUCUUCAACCACCUCGAGAGGCUGCUGGACGAAGAAAUUAGCAGAGUACGGAAAGACAUGUAUAACGACACGUUAAAUGGUAGUACGGAGAAGAGAAGUGCAGAAUUACCAGAUGCUGUGGGACCUAUUGUACAGUUACAAGAGAAACUAUAUGUGCCUGUAAAAGAAUAUCCAGAUUUUAACUUUGUUGGAAGAAUCCUUGGGCCCAGAGGACUAACAGCUAAACAGCUUGAGGCAGAAACAGGAUGCAAGAUAAUGGUCCGAGGGAAGGGCUCAAUGAGGGACAAAAAGAAGGUCUCCUUUAAGAGCAGAGACAACCAUGAUCCAGCAGUUUUGGAGGUAGAGGAAGAACAGAACAGAGGCAAGCCCAACUGGGAACACCUGAAUGAAGAUUUACAUGUACUUAUCACUGUGGAGGAUGCUCAGAACAGAGCAGAAAUAAAACUGAAGAGGGCUGUUGAAGAAGUAAAAAAGUUGCUGAUACCUGCAGCAGAAGGAGAAGACAGCCUUAAAAAGAUGCAGCUGAUGGAGCUUGCAAUUCUGAAUGGCACCUACAGAGAUGCCAACAUCAAAUCACCAGCCCUUGCCUUUUCUCUUGCAGCAACAGCCCAGGCUCCAAGGAUUAUUACUGGGCCUGCGCCUGUUCUCCCACCAGCUGCCCUGCGUACUCCUACGCCAGCUGGCCCUACCAUAAUGCCUUUGAUCAGACAAAUACAAACCGCUGUCAUGCCAAAUGGAACUCCUCAUCCCACCGCUGCAAUAGUUCCACCUGGACCCGAAGCUGGUUUAAUUUACACACCAUAUGAAUACCCCUACACGCUGGCACCAGCUACAUCAAUCCUUGAGUAUCCUAUUGAACCUAGUGGUGUAUUAGGUAUGGCUUUCCCAACGAAAGGCUAAGAAUUCAAGAACGGUCUUAACUGAUCCUUCAUCAGAUCUGAAUUUUAACAAAUGCUUAGUUUCAGCAGCCUUUGAAAAAAGCUUGGCCUAGCAGUCAGUGACUUACUUGCACUUUUUUGCACAUAGAUUUAAAAUGAAAUAGUGCUAUUAAUUUGGAUUAGCUCCUAUUAUUACAGAGUAGCUGUAAUUUAUGAGUGUAUAGUGGUAUACUGACUGCUAAGUGUUCUAUAUAGUGUUUGCUUUACUAAUCACCUAAUUCAUUGCAGUUCAUACUUAUUGACUUAAAGUUUAAAAUCACAAUCUGUAGGCUUGAAGAAUUGCUUUAAAACUUUUUUUUGUGGUAGAACUGGAAGUGAUCUUAAGGUUAGCAAAUAAUCGUCAGUAUUAAAAGAUGGCAUUAUUUAAAAUAGUCCUGCUGCAAGAAAGGCACUUCAGUGAAUAUGUGACUAGUAAAGCUUAAAUGUGCUUGGGUCUAAUAGAUUUCAUGAAAUACUGUAAUUUUGGGAUUGUAAAUGAAUAGAUUAAACAGGUUAAGGCCAGGAUGUUUAAAAUAAAUGCAAUAUUAAUCUGCACAGAUAAACUUCUUUUUAAGAUUUGAAACUACUGUGCCUUAACUUGUUGCUUUUCUUAAAAUGAACUUUUGUAGUUAAUGAUCAUUUAAAUCCAUUUUGAUAAACCUGCUGUUAAUGUUUUCUUUGAAUGUUUUCUAACUUUGUCUUGGUAAUUGCAAUUUAACUAGGUGCGGUGGCUACUAAAGUUCGAAGGCACGAUAUGCGUGUCCAUCCUUACCAAAGGAUUGUGACCGCAGACCGAGGUUAGUUUAGUUCUGCAGUUCUUGUUUGUAAGAAGUGCUUUGAGUGUACAUGAGAUUUGCAACACCACAGCUGGUUAACCAAAUACCAUAUUUCGACCCAUUCAUUUUUUCCUCAAAAAUCUGAAUAGUUAAUAUUUUAGAGCUUUGGGAAUACUUGCAGUUUUAAAAACAUUUUGUAAAUCUUGGCUUUCCCAGCUCAGUUAAAUACAUAACCUUCGUGAUCUAUUUUAUAUAAGGGCUAUAACUGAUUCCCUUUUAAAAACUAUUUAAAGCUCCAUCUGCAUCAGAAAACACUAUGAAUUCAGUGCUGCAAUAAUUGAUUUGGUUGUGUUCCCCCCCUUGCCUCCCCCCAAUUUGUUCUUUUAAUUGGUGUGGAAAUAUCAGAUUGGUGUUGCAAAAUAAAAUGAAUGGAUGGUUGCUUAAUGAGAAAGAAGUAAAGGAAUAAAUGCCUCCUGUCUGUGUCUGGAGAAAUCUGAAGAUUUAGAUUCCUUUUUUUCCAAUAAACUUUUGAGCCACUGUACUGUAUAUUAUAAGGAGGAUGCAUGUUCUCAGAUACCUGACUGAAUUCAGAAAGGUAAGGGCUGUGAAGAUAAUACUUCAAAAGUUGUUUGAGUUUGAAUUACUAAGGCUGGGGGAAGGGAGGGUGUUUUGGUUUUUUGCCAAAAUCUAUUUCUUGGUAUUUGCCUUUUGCUGCUAAAAUGUGUACCCUGAAGGAGAAGCAACUUUUGAAGUCCUGUUGGUGAGAUGACAUCCAAUAUUUGGGCAUCUCUCUUUAACCCUUGAAUGGAACAUAAAUCUUCAUUUUUCUCCUGUUCCUCAAGUGUAAUGCCUUUGGACCCCUGAAUGAAGUAUUUAAGCUUAUUGAGAAAAGUGAUAUUUUCGGUUUAUUGACAUUGGCUAGGAAGCAAUGUGUGGGCUGAAUUCUUAUCCCAUCCCUGCUGCUGACUCACUCUGGGUUUCGGCAAGUCAUUUAAUCUCUCUGUGUAUGUUUUCCCAUCUGUAAAAUAAGGAUAAUAAUACUUCCCUACCUCACAGGGGUGUUGUGGGGGUUCUUGUUUUGUACAGGGCUUUGAGGAUACAAAGCAUUAUGUGCCAAGUAUUAUUAUUCUGCUCUCAUCAAAAUCAGUGUUGUGCAGGCUUCCAUGAUAUUGUAAUAUUCAAAAGUCAAAUUCAGGUGGCAGAUCUGACAUCUUCUAGCAUUGUCUACACUUCACUUCUCACAACCUCCCAUAGAUUAACUACAAGAAACAAUACAGAUUUCAGUCAAUACGGUAAAAAUGGCCCUCCUGGAUAUGCUGUGUUUAUGUAAUGCUUUUAUCUUCCGUCUGUAAGGAUCUUAUGCUUUACAGAAAGUGUAAAGCUGAUAACAAGACACUACUUAAGUUUUCAAGAAGAUUGCUUCUUUUACAUCACCGCACACUAUUUACAGUCCAUUGGCUUGUUCUCAUUUCUUGAGAACUCUUCAGUGGGCAACAAAAUGAGGUUAUAGCCCAUGUUUACAAAAAAAAAAAAAAAGAAAAGAAGGGAAAAAAGGUUUUAAUCUUUUUACUAUUCCCGUCUCUGUCAAGAGUAAUGAGUGGUCAGGAUUUGGUUCAUUGAAAGUUUGACAGGAUGUGGCAAAAAUCAGUUUUUGCUAAUGGUCUUUCCUGAUCUGCAGUGGUAGUUUCAGGUGACAGGUGAGACUACCUUUUUGUUUAAUUAGAUAUUUGCCUGAGACAACUAGGAAAUACACUGAUAAAGCAUAGGAGGUGGAGGGUGGCAGGAAUACCAAUUUGUAGUUUAAGUUCAUCAUUGUAGUGUUUCAUCUGGCUCACGUGUAAGUAAUUGAAAUUAAUAAUUGGUAUAAUUUCACCUUCUUUUAAAAUAGUGCCACUUUCUGAUAAUUCAGUGUUCGUAUCUAGCCAUAUUGAAAGCCCACUGUCUUAAGUAAAUAAAUAAAUACACAUGGCUUAUCUCCUGCGGAAUAAGUUAUGCAUACCUCUCUUUUGGCAUGAAAACCAUGCUGAUAUUUCAGGAGAAUGUUAUUUUAAAGUCUUACCUAAAUAAUCCCAGUGUGUUUUAAGAAACUUACACAGAGUUCAUUUUACAACUGUACUUCAUUGUAUUUUGAAUUUGAAAUCCUAGAUUAUCACUGCACAUAUUUAAAUUUCACAAAAGGUUUUGAAGAGAACUUUGUUCAGCAAUAAAAGUUCCUUUUAAUGUGUUAAUAUUAUGUUAUAGAAUUAAAAUAUUGUCAGUAUUUACCAUAUUCACCUUUGGUUGUUCUGUCACCAAUACAAUUCUGUAGCUAUAGCCGUGAAAAACAAUGUCAGCAAACCGAAAGGCUUUUUUUUCUAAUGCAGAAGCUUUCUUUUAUAUAGUUAAAUGUCACUAAAUCUAUAUUUGCAUUCAUUGGGUCUAAAGUUUUUUAAAAAUUCUAAAAUCAACUUUCAGAUGUCUUUUAGUACUACUGCAUUCACUUUUUAAGUAAGUUUUUAUUCUUUGCAUAGUAUUUUUUUUUUAGAAAUAAGCACUGCAUUUAAAGCAAGAAUCCCCAAAUGUGUAAAUGUUUUACUCUUACAACUAAGCAUUUAGAAUUGGUGAAGGGUUAAAAAAUAUAGCUCAUUUUAACUCCGAAUAAAACCCCAGUUUAUAAAUAUUACAAAAAUGAAUUUGAUGCAUAUAACAGAGAGACUGACUGAUUUAAUUGUAAUAAACUGUAAAUGGUGUUGCACAGUUGACAAACCUGUGUGUACUGUAGAAGGCCAGAGACUUGGCAGAGGACGUAUCACAGGUGUACUGGCAUUUUUUAAAGGUAGCUUGCUUUGAUUAUAAACUCCACAAGAAAUAUUAAUGCUGAGAAUUUUCUUGAAUGUUUUAUCCAAACCAACUGUCAUAUAAUUUAUGUAUAAAUUUUAAUACCAUUUAAUCAAAAUUGUAAUCAGUAUCAAAAUGCUUUAAGAGUCUGUGUUUCUAGUAUACCUGUAAAGUGGUGAGAUUGUGCCACAUAAAAUAUUUAUUUUUAUUUUUGCUUAUUUUUGGAACAGACAUUUUAAUUUAAACAAAUCCCACUUAGCAUGAUUCUGAAAAAAAUCAGGGAGCAUGUGGUCUCAUUUAUGUUACAGUAGUACUUUUUUUGUAGUGUUAUGAACUGUAUCCUAAAUGAUAGGCCAUUUUUAUUAUGUGAAAGUAAAUCAGCCCACGAGAAAGAUUGCUAAAACUAUGCUAUCUGUGAAUAUUACACCUACUGGACUUCAUUUUAUGUAAUGGCACAAAUCUGACUUUGCACUGAAUACCUUUCUCACUUUCAUCUCCUCUGCCUUAGUCAAAAUGGCAACAGUACAAAAACUUUAUCAACCUCAGAAUUUAUUAGCUAUAAUUAAGCUGUUGAACAAGUCUUAAAAAUAUAUAUUAAAAAAAAAUCAGACUACUGUUAAGUGGACCAAGUUUGGUGAAGGAGAAUGUGAGAGAAUGAUUAAAGAAGGAACAGCUCAAGAACAUUGGGAAUGAUAACUUUCCACUUGAGAACUUUUUUAUGUUUUACUGUAAUUUGUUUGUGUUUAGGGGUUUUAUUUUUUCUUUUGUUUUGUGUUUUUGGGAUUUUUUGGGGGUUGGUUUUUUGUUUCUUUUUUGUUUUGUUUUGUUUUUUUGCAAAAGAAAAUAGUAUUUACAGGUGGCUUCUUUUAAAAUAUAAAAAUAUAAAGCAGGAAUGUAUAUGAAAUGUCAGAUUUUAUUGUAUUUGCAGAGUAUUAGCUUUGAAAAUGAAUAAAGAGAGCUGUUUGUAGUUUUAAAAUGCCUUAUUAGUACCAAUUAGAUAUUUUCUCUAUUUUUUGAUGUACUUAGAGCUUUUUAAGUAUAGACUUUAAAAUGGCAGGACUUCUACAGUGUUUACAUGCAAGUGCAUUUUAUAAGUGUCCUAUAUGUGUAAAAUAGUAUUUUGAACAGGAAAAUGCUGGCUCAAGUAGCAGGCUGAGCGUUUUCCUGGUUCCCACGAUGAUGCCUAUGUUGCUAGACUACAGUUUAGUAUUGCUUUGUAUCAUGAGGCCAAGAAAUUCCAUGUUGUUUGUAAAUAGAAUAAAUGAAAGGCAAUAAAAAAUUUAUUGAACAAAAA